Molecule: messenger RNA, 1987 nt
Organism: Nilaparvata lugens (brown planthopper)
Lineage: Eukaryota; Metazoa; Arthropoda; Insecta; Hemiptera; Delphacidae
Product: latent-transforming growth factor beta-binding protein 2
Exons: 7
Coding region: 676-1878 (400 amino acids)
Cellular component (GO): nucleus
Molecular function (GO): zinc ion binding
Source: RefSeq, a predicted model, not a curated record
GGAGAGUGGUUGGAGGAGAGAGGAAGCAUUGGAUAGGGCUUUGUGGAGAGGCAGACCAAGAGAAAGGAAUGCCGACCCCAUUUAAAUGGGAUAAGGCACAGCCAAAGAAGAAGAAGAUACCUCUAUGUAACGAGAUCUUCUGUAGCCAAAUUUCUCUUAGGCUUAUCAACUACGUAGCCUACAAUCCCCUUCACAUUUUUUGAAUGCUAAGUGAUAUAGCCUUAAAAACAGAAUCUUAUCAACUGGUAAAAUUGAAGAGCUUUAUACUACUCAGUAAGCUGAAACUUCAGUGUAUUCAAAGGAAAUUGAAUUAGAAGAUUAUAUUUUUUUCCUAAAGAUUGAGCCUAAUCAGUGAUGUGUGGGGCUAUGGUGGUGAGUUUAUAAGGCCACACGUUUUUUGGUACACACAAUAAUCAAUUUAACUUACACCAAUCAUCCGAUUUACGCUUGUUAAACUCUAUGUUUACAUGUUUAGAAAAUUCUGAUUGAAAAACUAAUGAAAAACGUUGUUGCAGCAAGAUUGUUUUAAUAAUCUUCUGAGUUUUAUGUGUUUCCUUCCACAUGAGUGCAUCAAGAUACUAAAAUAAAUUGAUCUAAUCUUAUUUUAUGACUUUUCAAUUUUUCAUUCUUAGUCUUUUAUAUUUUCGAGUAUUCCUUUGAGCAUUUUCAACAAAAAUGGUGCAAGUUCUAUUCAAUGGCGAUGUAGUAGUCGUGCUCAUGUUAUUAUUAGUUCAUAAAAUGAGUAGCCUGCAAUCUCCUGCAUCGCAUAACAUAUCCAAUUCACAUUCCAUUGAUAAACGACAAGAAUUACGAAGUGAAUACGUGGCAUGCAAGGCGGCCGAGGACUGCGAGGAGCAUCACGACUGCCAGGCACACGUGUGCCGCAACCCGUGCCACUCGAUCGACUGUGAGCCAAUACGGGCGGGCACCCGCUGCCGCGUCGAAGCACAUCGCCCCGAGUGCAAGACCAAGGAAGAGCUCAUCAAUCCCGAACAGUGGGACGCAACACCUGAUUGUGCAAUGAACGACGAGUGUAACUUCGAGCAGUGGUGUUUGAACGGCAAGUGCCAGGAGGCGUGUGCCGACAUCGACUGUUCGUCGUGGAGCGAUGACGGCAUCUGCGCCACCGAGAACCAUCUGCCCGUCUGCAAGGUCAAAGAUGGAGAUUGGGACGAAGAACAAGUAAUACAGUUGGAGACGGAACAGAGAAAUGAGGGAGAUCUGUGCAAGAGCACCCACGAGUGUGCUUUCAAUCUGGUUUGCCAUACUGGGCUGUGCAAGAAACCGUGUGAUCAGUUGACUUGCUUCAGUGACAGCAUGAGUCAUCUCAAUCUGCCCUAUCUGCUGAGCCCCGACAAAAUACCACAAGAUGCUGAGUCCGACCACAAGUUCAGAUGUGUCAACGAGUAUCAUGUUGUCAAAUGCAUUAAAAAUGUACCCUAUAAUGUCGCUCUCUUUGGUUGUGAAUCAAACGAGCAUUGCGGCGAGCACCAACUUUGCGUGAACCGCAAGUGCACUGACUCAUGCAAGUGGGUGGACUGCGUGUCGUGGUCGUUCGAUGGCUACUGUGACGUCAUCGACCACUACGGCGCUUGCAAGUUCGAACUUUUUGGAUCCACCGAAGAUGAAAUUGAAGCUGUUGCUAGUCAGAGACGUCAAGGUGCGAAGUGUAUCAACACGUUCCAGUGCAGUCAUCACCUGGCGUGCAUCUCGGGCCGCUGCUCUGACCCAUGCGACCUGCUGUGGUGCAUAGGAGAGGGCGCCUACACCCCCGCCCGCCUCGUGCAGAAGCGCCUCUUCCCCAUGGAGUAUAACUUCAACGAAAACUACAAAUGUGUUACUGAGCACCAUCUUGUCAGGUGUGAUCUUGGAGGUUGAAUACGACUUAAACCCACAAAACCACACUGAUUUCUGUGUCUAUCUACAUUCCAAUUCAUAGACAAACAUGAUUGAAUACAAUCCGCAUUAAAACCCGUGAUUCAACUGA